This is a messenger RNA of Colossoma macropomum (tambaqui), 1173 nucleotides long. RefSeq names its product proline-rich protein 2-like. The transcript has 17 exons. The record is from RefSeq and is a predicted model, not a curated record. Lineage: Eukaryota; Metazoa; Chordata; Actinopteri; Characiformes; Serrasalmidae. The coding region runs from base 14 to 829 and encodes 271 amino acids.
GAGGAGUGCAGCAAUGGCCAUCUUGUUCGUUGUGGCGUUAUUAUUUCUUGGGGCGAAUGCACGUCCCAAUGGUGGCUGGCAGCAAGGUCCGCCAAUGGGAGGACCCAUGCCAGGGCCAAGUGGAGGACGUUGGCCACCAGGAGGAGGAAGGUUUCCCUCUGGACCAAUGGGAGGAGGAAACUUCCCCCCUGGACCAAUGGGGCCAAGCUGGAACGAUGGUCAAUUCCCACCAAUGCCUGGUCAGAUGGAAGCAUGGCGCCCUGACAGCCCACCUAUGGGUCCAGGGGGUGAAUGGGAUGUUCCGGGCGCUCCUGACUCAGAUGAAACAGAACCUUUCUAUGGACAAGAUCUGAACAUGCCUUGGAGGGAUGACGAACCAUUCGCAAACGGAGAGGGCUUCGGGCCUGCGGAUUUCCCCAGACGGUUUCCACGUCAUGGAGGAUCACAUGGUGGUAGAAGACCACCUCCCAGACCCAGUGGGCCUCGUCACCCUCCUCACCCUCCUCGCCCUCGCCCAGAUGGCGUAAGACCCAACAUCACGUUCGUCCCACUGUUCCGGGCUGCCAAUGUGACAGUGCAGAAUCUCAAUGCUUCUAUGUUCCUGAAAGCGGGAGAGAACGUUUUCAUGUUACCACCAACUGGAGGAAGACCACCGCAGUUUGGGCAUGGACCCCCUGUAUUUGGCCCUCAGUAUUACUUCAAGAUCUUCUACAACCCCAAUGCUACGCAAACGGUCUCGUUUGAAUUUGGGGUUGCACAAAUUCAAUACCCAUCCUCCUUGUGGGCCGGCUCAGAUAGUGACGAAUAUCCACCAUACUGGAGAUACUGAAGAGACAUCUCCAUCUGCAAUAACAGGUCAAAGAACAGCUGAAGAUCAUGGACCAUUAAAAGAAUUCAACAGCUUUAGCCCACUAUAGGAUUAUAUACCCCUACUUAUUUUAAUGUUACAGUUUAAUGUUUACUGGAUCUAAAACAAUGGAGUGAACCAUUGAACCAGUGGCAUAUUGGAGCAAGGAAUGCAUUUGACUGUGUCUUCUAGGACUGGUGGUUAAGAUUUAAUCUUAGUGAUUAGGUUAGUAGCAGAUGUGUAGAUGGUGGUGGAGGGUCAGUGCAUUAAUUACAGAUUAUUCUGGACUGUCUGUAAUUCAUUCAAUAAACUUGUCAGCAUCCACA